Messenger RNA from Paramuricea clavata, 4879 nucleotides. Lineage: Eukaryota; Metazoa; Cnidaria; Anthozoa; Malacalcyonacea; Plexauridae. The record is from the annotation of a GenBank genome assembly.
CAGUCGAUGUUGUGAAGCAAGUAGGUGUGGCAUUAUAUUAUUUGAGCGAUGAAGGUCGUAUGCGAAAAACGGCUAAUGCUUUUGGACUCUCACGCCAAGCUGUGUCGAAAAUCGUCAGGAAGGUGUCUGAAGCCAUAACAAUCCAUCUUGGGCCAAAGUAUAUUAAGCUUCCAAGUACAGAAGAAGAAGUGCAUAACCUAGUGAAAACGUUCCAUAGAGCACAUGGCUUCCCUCAAUGUUUGGGCGCAAUUGAUGGAACACACAUUGAAAUCAAACAACCAAGCAUAAACUCGACUGACUAUAUUUAUCGCAAGGGUCGUUAUAGCCUUAAUGUUCAGGUUACAUGCGACUUUAAGUACUGUUUUAUGGAUGUUGCUGUCAAAUGGCCUGGGAGUGUGCAUGAUGCAAGAGUGUUUUCAAACUCAAUUUUGAAUUCUUCUCUGAAGAGUGGGAAAAUACCUCCUUGCAAACGUACAAUCAUACCUGAUGAGGAUCCUCUGCCGGUGUUCAUUCUAGGAGAUCCUACAUAUCGACUAAUGCCAUAUGUUAUGAAGGAGUAUUCAAAUGCUGGCUCAAUUGUGCAAGAGCAAUAUUUCGGGUUGACCUUGUGCAUGUCUCGCAUGGUAAUUGAGCGUUCCUUUGGUCGCCUUAAAGCAAGGUUUGGAGCUUUGAAGAGAGCCAUGGAUAUAAAUAUGGAUGAGCUCCCGGGUGUCAUUUAUGCAUGUUUUGUGUUGCAUAAUUACUGUGAGCUGAAGAAUGCAAAGAUUGGUGAAGAAAAGGUUACUCUGCCAUUAAUUAUGAUAGAGAGUUUCAACCAGCUGUUGUCACCAACAACUUCACUACUUAUUGUAAUGAAAGUGAGAAUAAGAAAAUAGGAAGAAUUCUAAGCAGGUACUUUGACCCUUGAGAACAUUGUGUUUGAAAGGUAGAGGACAUUUUCAAAACUUCCUAAUGAAUAUGCUUAGAAUAGUUUUUAUAGACAUUUCGCUUGACUGUAGGAAAGGUAAACACGGAGCAUUGUAUUAUUCUAAUUUUUUUAAAUACUAUAAGAAUAGUUUUAUUUGAACAUUGAAAUUCAUACUAACUCAAAAAGUCGCUGUCUUAUUAAAAUAACUGUGUAUGUGAAACUUGUUCAGCAAAAAAGUUCACUCAUCAAUAGUUGGGGUACAUGCCUGCUUGUUCUGCAUGCCUUGGCUGUAGUGGUGUUAAAUGUACCCAUCAGGGUAACUGGGUCCUGGUGGUGUGUAUUGUGCCGGCAAACCAUUAUGUCGUGGAGGGGUAAAUGGUACAAGUGAAGCACUAUGUUGUGGGGUAUGUGGAACAGGUAAAGCACUAGACUGCAUCAUCUCCCUCAGCAUUGCAAAUCCAUCAGCAAUAGAUCCAGUCAGCUGUUCCAUGCUGGUGCUAAGUCCUGCCAUGUGUUGGGAAUGCUCCUUGUCCAUACGGUCCAUUUUAUCAAACAGUCUUUUCUUUAUCUGCAUCUUUUCUUGUGCUAUGGUUAAUAACUGAUUAUCCGUAGAAAGUUUUCUUUUUCAUUUUUCUUGUUUGUGGCCUCUCAGCUUUGCAUCCCGCAAAUUUCGUCCUUCAUUUACUGUAGACUCUUGCGAAUGCGAUGGCAUUUCUUAAGAUGCUUCAGCCUCAGGGUUCUCAGUAUCUGUUGAUUUCUCACUCUCAAAGCUUGUACUGGAUGCAGGAUUUGUUGGAGUUGGACUCGAGCUUCUUGAUUCUACUUCUUCUGUAAUGUCGGUAGACUCAAUUCCAGCAUGUGUGGUUGAUGUAGCAGGAGAUCCUCCCCAUAUAGCCUCACAGGAUUCAAAGUAGCGGAGAACUACCCUGCCAUGUCCACUUUUCCUGCCACUAUCGACGGCUGCCCUGAAUUUCGAUCGUACAGCCUUAAGUUUGGUGGUUAUAAUUACCUUGGUCAUCUCUUCUUUCUUGUGCGGAAAAUCUUUCCCGAUGCACUUGGCGUUUUCUGCGGAUGGAUACUGCGACAUGAAUAGUUCAAGGCUGUCUGACUACUUGCUCUGACAAGAUUCCCAGUCGACAUUUGUCUCACCUUAUACUCCUCCGUAACUUUAAGGAGAAGCUCGACUUCAUCAUCCGUCCAAAUAAAUGAUUCAGGUUUGCUUUGCUUUUCGAUUUAGUUGUUCCUUUCGUUGACUUGGCCAUUUCAAUUCGAACAAACUUACUAAAGUUAAUACGAAGCGAACCGCGAAUACCAAACAAAUACGAGAUGUUUUUUUAUAAAUUGCGCCAAAUUAACAUAGUUGUUAUGUGUGCACACAUAGAUUAUUGCAAUUGGAGCCUGCGAUCGUUUGGAAGAUCUCAUAUUACUAAGCAAUGCGCAUGAUCUACGCCGGGCGCUAUCAUAUUUCCUCCGUUUAUGCGUUUACGUGUGGACGGGCGAAAACGAUUCGAAUACGAUACGUGUGAACGCGAAUUUUUUCAAAAACGGAGAAAAAAACCUCCGUUUUCAAAAAUAUCCGCAUACGUGUGGACGGGGUCUCAGCUUUGGACGCUGAAUUUAUCUUCGGUAUGCAUGGGCACUGGCUACUACAUUUUACUUGCGCUUCCAAAUCAAAGAAUACAGUGCAAUAUAUUUACUUAGCAAACACAUUUUGUGAUUUUCGUUAUCGCUAUCUAUAUGUUCUCGGCAUUUGUGAUUACACACAGUAGCGUAGCCAGCCCGACGAUUUAGUACCGUUAUGCAAAUAUUUUCGUGUUCAUUGACUGUGAAAACAAUCAAGGAUAACUUACAGAAGGAGUUUGACAGCCAUUGACUCCCCAUCGAGUAAAUAGUUACGAAGCUUUAAAUAAUUUUAUCCACGUCUUAAUCUUUUAAAAUCAUUUCUGCUGGUAGUGCUAGACCCAGGCCUAAAUUGCAUCGCACAUGUUCAGCUCAUCAGCUGGCGUAAUUCACUUCCCAAUUCCCAUUAUUAUAGACUCUAAGCUCGCUUAACUCUUCUUGCGCCAAUUUUGAUUCGGGCCAUGACUAAUGACGUCUUGUAUUAUACAUGUAAAGUAUAUUAUAUACACAUGCAUUGCAUUAACGAUCAUAAUUGAGAUCAUUGAUUUUUAUUGGUACCAUGUAGUAUGUCGAACCUUGAAAUGUGAACCUUGGCAUAUAUCCAAAUACUGGCAGAAGUCACGCAGUCUAUGUCCUCAGUAUAAUGUUAACAUUUAAUUUUCCCACUUCUUUUCUCCUUGGAAAGGAAUUCUGCCUUGAGAUACAUUCAGCUUCGGACGCUAAUUUAUCCUCGGUAUGAAUGGGCACUGGCUACUACAUUUUCCUUGCGCUUCCAAAUCAAAGAAUACAGUAUAAUAUAUUUAUUUAGCAAACACAUUUUGUCAUUUUCGUUUUCGCUACCUAUAUGUUCUUGGCAUUUGUGAUUGCACACAGUAGCGUAGCCAGCCCGACGAUUUAGUACCAUUAUGCAAAUAUUUUCGUGUUCAUUGACUGUGAAAACAAUCAAUUUCUAAAGAAAUGAAUACUGAUGAUUUUGAAUUUGCAUAGCAGGACUAAUAUAAAUACCGGGCUGGCUACGCCACUGAUUACACACAGCCACAGGAUCUUGCAAACCCCGAGAUAUUUUAAAUGAUCAAAGAACAAAACAAUGUAGUGACAUUUGACUAAUCAUCUACUCGUUUUAAAUGCACAAACUAGGCAGUUUACGUCCGUUUUAUACGUCGAAUUUUGGUCCCGUGACUCGCGUCGUAUGCAAUUAAGACAAUAGCUGUUGACAUGAUAAACCUCAUUAAGGUAAUUCCGCAGUAAUUGUUCUCGAAAUGAAAAUGUGCUGAAACUUCCCAGGCAUGGAGUUUAUGAUAUACUUAAAGUAAAAUCACACAAAAAAGUCAGGGUCACCGAACUCGUUAAGAAGAUAUGAUAAUCACAAUAUACCACCUUUACCACCAAUAUGGCGCCAUCUUGACGCUCAUUACGAGUAACAGCAAACGCAACAGCCUGAUAUUUAUUGACGUUUUUAGCGCCGAUUUUGCUUUAGUAAACCUAUCUUGUAAUUAUUUUUGAAAAAAUACUGUGUUUUGAGCAAAAUGAAACUACUAACGUGUACAAUUCUGAUCCACAUAUGUCUUUUCCACAUUUCUUUACGUAUCUUUCUUUGGGAACAUGCAUUGAUAAAGCAUUUUUUUUCAAGAUCCAGAAAUGAUUUUUCUUUUAAUUUCGGAUAUGAAAUGUAAAAUGCAUUAAGGAAAUAAAUUAUCAGUUAAAAAACGGUGGUCACCGAUCUUUUUAGGGAAUUGUGGCAUUAAAACCUGAAAUACAAGUAAAUAAGUAUACUACAGACACAGACCCCAGCUACACUUUUGUAUGCCUUUUUUGAAAACAUUGAUUUUAACGUAAUUCUUUGCACGAAUGUAACCAAAGAUGUUUUGAAGUAACAUAAAAUUGUCACAAAAUUAUAUAUUUUUUUAAUUAAACGGUACGUAUAAUGGAUGAAAUUAUAAGUUAUAAGAUGCGCGCAGUAAAAGUGCGCAAUGCAAAACUGCGGAAUUACCUUGAUUUUUAUUAUUCUCACUUAAUUUUGCGGUUUUGAUACGCGUAAAUAGAAAAAGAGCAUUGAAUUUCGCGAAAGCUUUUGGAACCACAUUUUAUUUAAUUUUCUAUAAAAAUCUGAAUUACAAUUUUCGAAACAAAUCAACAUAAGGUACAUACUGUCAUUAAAUAAUUUGUCAUUUAUGUGCGUAUACGGCCUGAAAUUGUUUGAAUUUUAUGAUACAAAUUUUUUUACAAAGGGUAUUUAAUUUCGCGAUUUUUUUUCAAUCGCGAAAACAGCGAAAUUAGAGUCGUGCAAAAUUGAGUACGGAUAAGCCGGUACUUUAUCUGAAUGAUAAAAUGAGAUUUCUUUGUUUUAGUUUG